Rotaria socialis is the source of this 306-nucleotide messenger RNA. Lineage: Eukaryota; Metazoa; Rotifera; Eurotatoria; Philodinida; Philodinidae. The record is from the annotation of a GenBank genome assembly.
AUGGGAUUAUUUCUUUUAACUGAACAAAGGAGAAAAUUCACACACUCGAGAUAUAAUGAAAGAAUAUACUUGAAUCAAUAUGAUAAUAUACCAAUAGAAGACGGCUAUUACAUUUUGAAUUGUUCAUCAGAUAGGUCGGAAAGAGGAGAGUUCAAAGUGGACCAGAUCGGAUGUAAUCGCAUUGAUAUCAACAGUAUUCGGAAUCCUGUCAUUUCUUUGGGCGGUGAUAGCAACGUUUGCUCCAGCGAUAUUGGUGAAGAAAAAUAUUUAGGCCAUGCACGCAAGCGAACGAUUGCAAAAAAUUAA